Balearica regulorum gibbericeps (East African grey crowned-crane) is the source of this 1818-nucleotide messenger RNA. NCBI's taxonomy places the organism in Eukaryota, Metazoa, Chordata, Aves, Gruiformes, Gruidae. The record is from RefSeq and is a predicted model, not a curated record.
AUGCUCUACACAAUGACAUGUUGGCUCCCGGUCCUGGUCCUCCACCUGGUCCUCCUGAGCCCCCCGCGGGCGGCUGCCUGCCCUGCCCGCUGCGAGUGCGCCCCGCAGAUCAAGUCUGUGGUGUGUCACCGCAAGCGGCUCACCUCCAUCCCCGAGGGCAUCCCCACCGAGACCAAGAUCCUGGAGCUCAACAAGAACCGCAUCCGCUGCCUGAACCCUGGGGACCUCUCCCCAUACCCACUGCUGGAGGAGCUGGAUUUCAGCGAGAACAUCAUCUCCAAUGUGGAGCCGGGCGCUUUCAGCAACCUGUUCAACCUGCAGACCUUGCGGCUGCGGGGGAACCAGCUCAAGCUCAUCCCUCCGGGGGUCUUCACCAAGCUGACCAACCUCACCCUCCUGGACAUCAGCGAGAACAAACUCGUCAUCCUGCUGGACUACAUGUUCCAGGACCUGCGCAACCUGAAGAGCCUGGAGGUGGGCGAUAACGACUUGGUGUACAUCUCCCAACGGGCCUUCUCGGGGCUGCUCGGCCUGGAGCAGCUGACCAUCGAGAAGUGCAACCUGACCUCCAUCUCGGCCGAGUCUCUCUCCUACCUCCAGAACCUGGAGGUGCUGCGUCUCCGGCACCUCAGCAUCUCCGCGCUGGAGGACCAAAACUUCAAGAAGCUCUACAACCUCCUGCAGCUGGAGAUCGACAACUGGCCGCUGCUGGAAGACGUCUCCCCCACCAGCUUCCAGGGCCUGAACCUCACCUCGCUCUCCAUCACCUACACCAACAUCACAGCUGUGCCCGCCGCUGCCUUGAGGAACCUGGUGUACCUCCGGUACCUGAACCUGUCCUACAACCCCAUUAGCACUGUGCUGAAGGGCUCCUUUAAAGACCUCAUCCGGCUCCAGGAGCUCCACAUCGUGGGUGCUCUCUUGGUGUCCGUGGAGCCGCAGGCUUUCUCUGGCCUGAGACAAAUCCGGCUGCUCAACCUCUCCGGCAACUUCCUCUCCACGCUGGAGGAGAGCACCUUCCACUCCGUCAACACGCUGGAGACGCUGCGGGUGGACAGGAACCCUCUGGCCUGCGACUGCCGCCUCCUCUGGAUCCUGCAGCGACGGAAGACGCUCAACUUCGACGGGCAGCAGCCCAUGUGCUCCUCACCACCUGAAAUCCAGGGCAAUGCCCUGCGUGACUUCCCGGACUCCGUGCUCUUCGAGUACUUCACCUGCCAGAAGCCCAAGAUAAGGGAUCGGAAGCUGCAGCACGUGACAGCCCGGGAAGGGCAGUCCGUGUCCUUCCUUUGCCGGGCGGACGGGGAACCAGAUCCCUCCAUCGCCUGGGUGUCCCCGCAGCACCGCAUGAUCACCACCCGCAGCACGGGGCGAGCGACCGUGCUGCCUGGGGGCACCCUGGAGAUCCGCUUCGCCCAGGUCCAGGACAGUGGCACCUAUAUCUGCAUCGCCAGCAACGCAGGGGGCAACGACACCUACUUCGCCACCCUGACGGUCAAGGGGCACCCAGCUGACAGAUCCCACUACGCAAACCGGACUUUGUACCUCAGCGAGUUCAACGACACCUUCCACAAUGACACACAGGUCUUCUUGAAGUUUACCUUGGACCUCAAGACCAUCCUGGUCUCCACGGCCAUGGGCUGCAUCACCUUCCUGGGCGUGGUGCUCUUCUGCUUCCUCCUCCUCUUCGUCUGGAGCCGGGGCCGAGGGCAGCACAAGAACAACUUCUCGGUGGAGUCCUCCUUCCGCAAGGUGGACGGUCCCACCACCACCACCGGCCAAGGAGGAGCCAGGAAGUUCAACAUGAAGAUGAUCUGA